Molecule: messenger RNA, 1562 nt
Organism: Ectocarpus sp. CCAP 1310/34
Lineage: Eukaryota; Phaeophyceae; Ectocarpales; Ectocarpaceae
Source: the annotation of a GenBank genome assembly
CAUCCUCCUACAGCAGUACUUGUACUCACACGCAAGCGCGCGCACGCGCCACCGCCGGAGUAGUGGAGCCAAUAUCCGACAACUGGAGCACCGAACAGCGUCCCCAGCCACCUUCAGGGAGAAGGAAGGUUUUGGAGGUUUUGACUGAAGCAGCAAGAGAUGGAAACCCUUAUUUUCGAUCUCGACGGCACGCUCUAUCCCUUGGACAACGGGUACCACACCCAUGUGCGGCAAAAUAUGUGGCGGUUCAUGAGCGACAAGCUGGGGAUAGAGGACCCGGAGAAGGUGUGGAGGCCGCUUUUUCAGAAGUACAACCAAUCGGCAAAGGGAUUACGGGUAGGAGGCGGCUACGAGUUCGACCUGGAGGACUUCUGGACUAGCGUCAGGGCCGGCGCCGCGGACUUCAUCAAGGAGGCACCGCCGGGGGUAAAAUCGGCGCUCGAGAAGCUGCCCCAGAAGGACAAGUACGUGUUCACCAACUGCAACGAAGUCGAGGCUGAGGAGGCCUUGGCGCUACUGGGGAUCCGGCAUCACUUCAAAGGCGUCAUCGGAGCCAAGGCCAUGGGGGAGACGUGCAAGCCCGACAAGGCGGCUUUCGAAGGAGUCCUCCAGUCGGUGGGAGCGGACCCUAUCAAGACAGUGAUGUUCGAGGACUCCUUCAAGAACCUCAUGACGGCCAAGUCGCUGGGGAUGUCCACCGUCUUCGUACAGUCGGACACUGCGAGAGAAGAGGGGGUCGGCUCGGCCGAGCUGGACACCGUCGACGCAGUGGUCUGCGACGUGUCAGAGGAAGAGUUGAGAGUCAAGGCUCCAUGGCUGUGGGGAGGGGACCGCUGACGAGGUUCCCCUAUGUCUGCCAUGUGCGCCGGCCGCACACGGGCACUGAAACGCCGUGCUGGACGAGAGGACACACCGCCUCUUACGGCGCAACGAAAGGGAUGUUUUCCCUCACAGUAGAUACAAUUUUGUCUACGCUGCAUACGACACUGACGACGUCGUUUGUGAUUCAGUGUUGUACGCCUCCUUGGUAAUAUCAAUGUUCUUGUUUCUCAUAUUUUCGUUGUUUUGGGGUGGUGCUCGUUGCGGUCGAUGUGCGCACCUUACGCGCAACGUUCGAAGGUCACAUCAUGGUGUGCCCACCACGUGACCACUACAACGGGGUUAAUGGGUCCAUCAAUGGCCGGAUGUAUCCAAGUACACACGAUUCUCUGCGUAAGAGUUUUUCUCUCGAUCUUCUUUUCCGACAAGUGAUAAACGUCGUAGGCUUUCGUUUCGGCCUCGUCGUUGCACGUUGUCUCCAUUUACCCUUUUCUGUUUGUUACUGCUCAGUCUUGCCUCUGCGGCUGGGAGAGCUCCGGUCUUGGAUCACGCAGGACCAACAAGCCUCUCCAACGUACAUGAACGAAGUCUGCGUGAAGUGUUUUUUUCCGCGAGAGGAUCUCUAGGCAGUGGCUACGUGCCUCGGUGCGUACGAUAUCACACCCCAUGAAAUGCUUUUCAAAACUCAAUUGCUCGGCAGAAAAAGCAGCGACUGCGCCGUGAGGCAGCCUCGGAACCGUCUU